Messenger RNA from Ceraceosorus bombacis, 2302 nucleotides. The record is from the annotation of a GenBank genome assembly. Lineage: Eukaryota; Fungi; Basidiomycota; Exobasidiomycetes; Ceraceosorales; Ceraceosoraceae.
AUGUCCGCUCGCCCAAUCAUUGUGAUCACGGGCGCCAACGCCGGGCUCGGAUUUGGAACAGCACAGCGUCUUCUAGUCCAGCUGUCGCAUGCAUUACCCCCGGACACUCGGCCAGACUGGAGGCUGUCUAGCUCUCACUCCUCUGACAGCGAGGCUACGCCGUCACCUUUCGCUGCUCCUGAUGGGUGCACUUUGGUCCUUGCUUGCAGGAAUCCGAAGAAAGCUCAUGCGGCGAAAGACGAGCUGCAAACGCUCUUGUGGCACCUCGCUCGCCUGCCAGAGACCUCCGAGUCUUUGCGCGACGUACCUAGUCAGAGCUGCAAGCUUGACGAACACCAAUAUGCCAGUGGAGACAUGUCGGCUCGUGGGGAAUACAGCAGAGAUGAGAACGGAAAUUUGCUCAAAUUGGAUCAUCGGGAGCCGAGAGCAGCUGCCGCAUACAGGCGACGCUUUUGCGAAGGGACGCAAAUUGAGGUUGUCGAGCUUGACUUGAACAGCAUGUCUAGCGCUCUGAGCUGUGCCAGCGAGGUCACACAGAGGUGAGUAUCCUCUUGAGCAGCUGCCGAGGUCAAAUCAAUGACUCAUCACCAUCGCCUGAAUCAGGUAUGGCUACGUCACGCAUCUCGUUCUCAAUGCUGGAGGUGCCGCUUGGAUCGGCUUGGAUUGGCCACUGGCUGUCUGGCAGGUGCUCACCAGCUUGCACGUUGCUGUCACACUGCCGAAGUACAAACUCCAAAGGUCAGGUGAUCGCAGCUCAGACGGAUACGGAUGGGUCUGGCAGGCGAAUGUGGGUGCACACUACGUCGUCGUGAGUAGCAUGCUUCUUGUCACUACAGCGAUUGAGCAGUAGCUCAAGCGCAUUGCUCUUAUACGUGGCGACAGACAAGGGCAUUGUUACCAGCUCUGCGGGCCAGUCCUUUCGACACCCCCUCUCGCGUCAUCUGGACAAGUUCCAUCGAGGCAUUAGAGCGACACUAUGAGGCGCGCGACCCUCAAUGUCUCGACAAUCAGAGACGCCACUGCCCUUACGAGUCAACCAAAUACCAAUGCGAGCUUGCGUCAAUCGGACUGGGCCAGAGGCUUAAUGCGUCGCUGUUCGAUCGCCAGGACAACGGCCUUCAAGUCCACAAUAACGGUGUCAAACCGCAUUCGCCUGAGAGCUUUGUAGUCCAUCCAGGCGUAGUGGCAAGCAGCAUCUUUUCCGAAUUCCUCAAUGUGGUCCUGGCAUGGUGCAUGCACGCCGCCUUCUACUUCGUGCGUGCUGCUAGCAAAGCAGAUUACCCGUGGGCUCUUCUGAUGACUUUUGCACCUCCCGAACAGGCUCGAUGGACAUUUUCACCGAACCAUCCUAUUCAGCCAUAUAAAGGAGCAGUGGCAGCUUCUCACGUGGCUCUCGCACCCCAACACUUGCUCAGCCCGAUGCUGCGGUACGGCUCGUGCGCCAACUUUUGGGGACAAGAAUACGUUUCAUCUGGCAGGGUCGACGGCUGGUCCGAUGAAAGUGUGGCUUCCGGUUUGGUGAAGAAAGGUAAGGAGGAAAAGGAGGGAGAUAUGGUCAGAAAAAAGGCAGAUCAACUGAUCGAGGCGCUAGAGGAUAUCACGAGGGAUGUAUGGAAGAAAAAUAUGAAGGGAAUUCCCGAGAAUCUGGAUGGAACUCAUCGGGAACGCAAAGCAGAUCACGCGAGAGAGCAAGUUGACAUUCGGUCAAACUCCCAAAGCGGUGAUGUACGACGAAGGACUCAGGCAGAUGAGCUGGCAGAGAUCUGAUGCAAUGCACAUUUAGGUGCUCAUACUCUUGCACUUGUAGCAUGAUCGACUGCUUGUAUCGGUAGUCACAAGUGGUGAGUUCGCCGACUGCUUGCGGCGCUGCUGGCGGCGCUCAUCCGUCCGCACGAGGUGAUGAGACUAGCCUAGUCCCUCAGCAAUCGAUCUUCCAGUCAAGACCCAGGAGAGCAGGGUAAUGAUUGGCAAGGCGUAGCCUACUACGGAAUCCCACAUCCACACUCAGACUGUUGAAUAAGUAUGCAUCCAUGCUUAGCAUAGCAGCGAGAAGCAAGAUCACUGGGAGAAUGUGCGCUGCGCAGAUGCGAGCCCGUCUUGCGUUGGCAAGCUGCACCAUUCCCUACAAGUGAGCGGCGGCGUACUUGCAAAGGCGCCCACCGGCGCAGCGUUGGCUUCGUUUUGCCCUUGUGGUAAGUUGAGAUGCUCGCGCUGCUGGUUGUGCUCGUCGCUCAUUCCCUGUCCAAUUGUAACGCCGGAAGCUGUUAAGUUCGAGCGGACAGCUGUCGUUCAUCGGCGUUGA